Messenger RNA from Trifolium pratense (red clover), 1424 nucleotides. Its product is annotated as protein Mpv17. The record is from RefSeq and is a predicted model, not a curated record. Lineage: Eukaryota; Viridiplantae; Streptophyta; Magnoliopsida; Fabales; Fabaceae. Bases 312 to 971 code for a protein of 219 amino acids. Gene Ontology annotation, cellular component: cytoplasm; membrane. The transcript is spliced from 6 exons.
AGCUGACAAAUAUAUAAAGUAAAAUUUUGAAAAAGAGAAAAAAAAAAAUGGCGAUGAAUAUUGUCACUGAUUCUGAAGACCCAAUUGAGGAAUUGAAAAAAGGAUUGUUGCUUAUGGUUUAGAAUUGAAUACUGAAACCAGAAAAAUUCGAUUUUUAUCUUUUAUUUUUUGAAAAAUUCAAUUUUUAUUUUGAAUUUAGAAAAGGAAAAAAAUUGGGCAUGAAACGCAGCGUUUUCACUUUUUAUUUGUUUCAGACUCACACUCACACCACAUUUUAAGGUUAAAAUUAAGAGCGAAAAAAUCGUGAGAGAAUGGACGCGAUUGGAUUUGGGAAUGGAUUUUGUGGGUUCUGGAGGUGGAAUCCGUCAUCGGAUUCUCGACGGCGUCGUAUUCGUUCUAAUUCGACUUCGCCUGGUUCUGUCGUCGGAGGCGGUUACCAGUUUCCGGUGAAGCAGGCGUUAACCGCCGCUUCCCUUGCUCUUACUGGCGACACGAUUGCACAGGUCAGUAACCGUUGGAGCAAAGCCAAAGAGAGUGGUGAAAAUGGUUCUCAGGAUGUAUUGUCGAAACUCCUUUCAGAACACGAUUUGCUACGUGCUUUGCGAAUGACUUCCUAUGGAUUUCUUUUCUAUGGCCCUGGUUCUUAUGCUUGGUACCAGUUUCUUGACCAUUGUCUCCCAAAACCAAAUGUCCAGAACCUAAUGCUAAAGGUUUUACUAAACCAGAUUGUAUUGGGCCCAUGUGUCAUUGCUGUUGUCUUUGCAUGGAACAAUUUAUGGCAACAGAAGCUCUCGGAGCUUCCAGAAAAAUACAAAAGAGAUGCGCUUCCAACUUUACUAUAUGGGUUUAGGUUCUGGAUCCCUGUCAGUAUAUUAAAUUUCUGGGUGGUGCCUCUUCCAGCUCGAGUGGCUUUCAUGUCAAUGGGUUCAAUAUUUUGGAAUUUUUACCUAUCAUCAACUAUGAACAAGUAAAAUACAUGCAGACUCUACAAGUAAUUUGCAUUGUUUAAAUUUUUACAAUGAGAUUAAUUAACAGUCUAGUUCUCUGCAAAAGAUUUUACACUCUGAAAGCUGUCGACAUUGAAGAAUGGCUAUGCUCUUUCUUCUCUGCAGACAAAUGUAAAAUCAAACUCUCUUUUAUAUAAAAGAUGAUUGUGCAGGUGCUAGCUUUCCAAUUAGGAAUUACAUUUGGGAUAAUGAGUACAUUCUUAUGGAUGAUUGUUGAAUCUGAUUAUUAAAUAGAAUGUUCUUCGAUAUAUUACAAUACUUGUUGGAACUUUCACUACUGUUCCGGUGUAGCACAUUGCAUUGCAUGUGGUUAAAAAAGGGGAGCCCCUGGAGCCAAUUUUGUUCCCUUUUGUUUAGUAAUGUAAUCGAGCAUUUUGUAAUCAAUUACUUGAUUCAGUAAAGAGAAUUUCCAUCAAA